AUGUCCAUCAAGAAGAUAACCAUCCACCAACUGAACGGACAGGAGACCAAAAGACAGCUAGGAGGUCAGCAAGAUGGGGCGAGAUGGCCCAAGUGGUUAGAGCGCGAAUUUACUGACUGGAAGGUCCGUGGUUCGGACAAGACCUCUGCCUCUCGGCUUCCCCUGUGUAGGCUUGGGCUACCUGGCAGUAUCCCAACCCUCAUGCAACCUUCGGGUAGCGUGGCAGUUAGGCACCGAAAGGGUGCAACAGCUGAAUGA
Molecule: messenger RNA, 258 nt
Organism: Opisthorchis viverrini
Lineage: Eukaryota; Metazoa; Platyhelminthes; Trematoda; Opisthorchiida; Opisthorchiidae
Exons: 2
Coding region: 1-258 (85 amino acids)
Source: RefSeq, a predicted model, not a curated record